Molecule: messenger RNA, 639 nt
Organism: Brugia pahangi
Lineage: Eukaryota; Metazoa; Nematoda; Chromadorea; Rhabditida; Onchocercidae
Source: the annotation of a GenBank genome assembly
AUGCCAUCCAACGUCAGCACCUUGACCAAAUGUGAACUGGAUGAAGUUGUGAUCGAGAUGGUAUGUAGGUAUAUGCUGCAACAAAAUCGACCGUAUAGUGCUAUUGAUGUAUGGAAUAAUCUCCGACAAGAAUAUCCCAAAGCUCAGGUAAUCAAAUGUUUGGAUGUUGGGGUGGAACGGGGAUUCCUAUGCGAGAAACUUAUUUCGAAACAAAAGAUCUACUUCGCUGAUCAGAGCAAAACUGAAAAAUGCAAUGAAGAAGAGCUCCAAGCUAUGAACGAAUCUAUCAUCGAGAAGAAAAAUCGCUUAAAUGAACUUAGCAACGAAAUAAAAGUCAUAAAAAAUGAGUUGAAAGAGUAUGGAAGCGCAAUGAGAAUAGAAGAGAUGAUUGCUUUACAAACGACUCUGAAAACACAGAUAAAGGAAAUGGAGAAACGUAUCAGUGGAAUGGUAACUCAUGCGAAGGACGAAGUUGUAAAUGAAAAAAGAAAAUCGGAGCUUGCCGCAAAGCAAGAAUAUUAUACGGGGCAGUACAAGGAGCGAAAACGAAUUGCAGAUCGAAUUGUUGAUGUAAUAUGUGAAAAUGUCAACAUUUCGAAAAAAAAAUUAAUGGAAGAUAUUGGCUUUGAACUUGACUGA